UGAAUCAAUUGAAUGGAGACUUUACAACUAGAAGAAGCAUCUUUUGUUAAAGCCGUUAUAGUUUUCAGGUGUAAGCAUUCUUGAAUAAGUGAUAAAAUGGCCAUAGAAGAUUUUAAUUGUGACAUUUCGCUUAUUCUUCAGAACAGGGAUUUCACUGUGUUAGAAAGCUUGCUGUCGUAUAGCAAAAGUAUUCAUGGGAAAAUUGCCGCCAAAGUAAAAGAUGCAAUUGCUUACAAAAUUGAGUGUAAAGAGAAAAGAGCAGUGAGCAUAAAUAGAAUUAUAGAGUUACAACAACAAAGUGAAAUAUUAAAAUCUGAGAUAGAUGCAUCAAAGUUGCAACAAAAAAUAGUCGACAAGAAAAUUUCAAACGCAACUAAACAGCUGGGGAUAUUAAUAGAAAAAGUGGAUAAUGCAAAAUCACGAAGAGAUGGCUUGUCUCUUGAAAUUGUUGAUUUACAACAAGAACACGAACAGAGGAAUGAACAAAAAGUUCUAUUAUGGAAUGCUAUUAAACGGGCUUGUCAUGCUUAUAAGAAUUAUCUAGAUUUCUGUAUUUACUUCCCCGAUGGCAAAGAUUACGAGCAUGUGCAAAUUUCAUUUUUUACAAAUAAUAAAAAUUUGACUAAUGAAUAUUUUGCGCGCCUAACCAAUUCUAACAAUCAGUGGAAAGUGGAAGAAAUUCAACCAACGCUAAAGAAGGAACAUUACAAAAAUUUCAAAGGAAUUGUUGACUUUUCUACAGAAUCAGAAAUUGUAGAUAUUACACUGUUCCUUUGUAAAUUAAGAGAUGUUUUUGUUAUGCAUUAUUUAAAUACAAAAUAAGAUUAAAGCCUUUAUUAUUAAAUGCUAAGAUAUCUAAAAUGUCUAUUACAUGUAUAGAAUUAAUGCUAUAACUUAUUAAAAUAUAAUAAAUAUUAUUACAGAACUAUUUAUAAAGGAUAUUAGCGAAACGGUAAUAAAUAUUCCAAUCUUAGAAUAAUCUAUGCAAUCCAACUUACCACUGAUGACAAUUGAUGCAUAUUCACAGCCACAACUCUCAAAUCAUAAUGAAAACAUACCUGUUAUAAGAUUAUCGAAUUCAGAAUAUUUACCCAUACAAAACAUUUUAUCUUCUGAUAAUGCUUCAUCUGGCCAGCCAAUAUAUGUACAUGUUUGACAUUGACAGAAGAUGGAAGUCUAGAAAUGACAGAAUAAUCAUGCUGGAAUGAUAAACACCCAUCAGAGCUACAAUUUAAUAUAACGUUUCAGUGAUAUAAAUUUGUAGGGCCAAUUUGAACACACUUUUUAUUUACUCUAUUUUUUUUAUUAAUGCAACAAAUAACCAUUACUUACAACAUAGAAUAAUAUAUAAAUUUUUAUUUAAAUCAAACUUAUAUCAGUCUUCGGCAGGUCAGUUGUUUAUUUGUUUCAUUAAAAAUUUAAUGCUGAAGCGUGGUGCUGAUUUUCCACGAUUAAAAACUAUUUUAUUUAA
Messenger RNA from Megalopta genalis, 1471 nucleotides. NCBI's taxonomy places the organism in Eukaryota, Metazoa, Arthropoda, Insecta, Hymenoptera, Halictidae. The record is from RefSeq and is a predicted model, not a curated record.